Molecule: messenger RNA, 2091 nt
Organism: Vidua macroura (Pin-tailed whydah)
Lineage: Eukaryota; Metazoa; Chordata; Aves; Passeriformes; Viduidae
Gene: ABI3
Product: ABI family member 3
Exons: 9
Coding region: 328-1359 (343 amino acids)
Biological process (GO): regulation of cell migration
Cellular component (GO): lamellipodium
Molecular function (GO): SH3 domain binding
Source: RefSeq, a predicted model, not a curated record
GCCCUCAUGGCGGGUUCGAGCCCUCACGACGCUGCCCUGAGGGCCGGCAUUGUCCCGAAUCCCCUCAGAGACGGCUUAGCCGGCUCUGACGCACGUUCCCAGCCGUUUAACGUCGAUUAACGGGUCAAUCCCCUCCGGCCGCGGCCCGGUUAUCCCCCCGGAUUAGGGGCAGCUCAGGCCCUGGUGGGUCUGAUCACCUCAAGGCCAUGACAAAAAUAUACGACUUUUAAUUUUUUUUUUUUUAAACCUAAAUAGCCUGAAAUUGUCUUGGAGCAGUGGCCAGGAGAAGGAGCAGCACCUUUGGGGUGUCGGGAGCGCCUUUGCCCCAUGGUGAGGCUGAGCAGGGAUCCAGAGGCAGAAAAACACCGCUCCAAGGCCGGCGACAAGAGGAAGGCGCUGGAGGAGACGAUGGCUCUGAGCACGCAGUCCCUGGCCAGUGUCACCUACCAGGUCAGCAGCCUGGCCACCGCCUUCCUGCGCCUGCUGGACCUGCAGGCGGCCCAGCUGCGCCAGGUGGAGGCUGACAUCACCUGCGUGGCACAGAGCGUGGACGUGCACAAGGAGAAGGUGGCGCGCCGCGAGAUCGGCGCGCUGACCGUCACCAAGAGGUUCCUGAGCUACCAGAAGAUCGUGGCCCCCCCGAGCCCCCCCGUGCUGGAGCCCUAUUACAGGAAACCCCUCAGCUUCAGCGUGCUGGACGACAUCGGCCACGGGGUCAAGGACACCAGCACGCAGCUGUCCCGCACCGGCACCCUGGCUCGGAAAAGCACCAAAUCCUCCUCGGCACAGGCUGCGGGAACGCUGGGGAGGAGCAGCCGUGUCCCCGAGCCGGUGCAGCCGCCCGUGGUUCCCGCGGGGAAGCUCCCGAGCAGCUCCUGCAGCUCCUCCCCGCUGCCCCCAAGCUCCAGCGGGGCCCCGGCAGCUCCUGGGGACGGGAUUCCUGCCCCGCCACCUCUGCCAGCGCCACCCCUGCUGGCACCGUCCCCUCCGGGGCCACCCCCGCCUGCCGCUGCCAUCCCACCUCCGCCACCCCUCCCUGGGGACCUGCUGCCACCCCCGGACCUGCCGCCCCCAGCCCCCGAUGACCUCAAGCCGCUGCCGCCGCCCUCGGCUGUGCCCGACUUUGGGGACCUGGAGCUGCCACCGCCACCAGCCGCAGAGGACCCCCCGUGGGCCCCGGAGAGCUACCUGGAGAAAGUGGUGGCCCUGUUCCCGUACGCGCGGCAGAGGGACACGGAGCUGUCGCUGGAGCCGGGCGCGCUGCUCUUCGUCACCCGGCGCCGCCCGGACGGCUGGUGCGAGGGCGUGCGGGGCCAGCAGCGCGGGCUCUUCCCCGGCGCGUACGUGCAGCCCCUGUGAGCCCCGCCUCGCCUUUCCUCGGGAUUUCGGCUUCGGCACGGCCGGGAAUGCCCGGGGAUGGCACUGCUGGCACUGCUGGCACUGCUGGCGCAGCUUCCAGAAUGUUCCCCCUCUUGCCCCGGGCCUCCUCGGGAGGGUUUGGGGCUGGGACACGGAGCUGGGAAUGUGGCGGGGCGGGAGCUGAUCCUGGGGGACAGCCCUGGAUGACAGCCCUGGAUCCCAUUCCUGGAUCCCAUUCCUGGAUCCCAGCCCUGGAUCCCAUUCCUGGAUCCCAGCCCUGGAUCCCAGCCCUGGAUCCCAGCCCUGGAUCCCAGCUCUCGAUCCCAUUCCUGGAUCCUAUUCCUGGAUCCCAUUCCUGGAUCCCAGCUCUCGAUCCCAGCCCUGGAUCCCAGCUCUCAAUCCCAUUCCUGGAUCCCAGUUCUUGAUCCCAUUCCUGGAUCCCAGCUCUGGAUCCCAGCCCUGGAUCCCAGCCCAGAACAGGACCCUGGGCACGGAGCAGACCCUGCUGUCCCCGUGGGCUCCAGGGAUGCCCCAGCCCCAAAACCCCACCCCAAGGUGUCCCCUGCUCGUCCCCAUCUUGUCCCCUGCUCGUCCCCUGCCCCCCCCGCCGCUCCAGCGCCGUCCCCCGCGGCCGCAGCGGCCCCAGGAGCAGAAGCCGCGCUCGGAGCCGCUCCCCAGCCAGGCCCAUGCCCUGCGCUCUGCUCCCUGCAAUACAGGAGCUCCGUCUUGACA